AUGGAUAAUUUUAGUGGUGGUUCAACAGAUAUAUAUGAUUUCUUGAGAAUUGCACUUGAUCAACGCUUUUCAUUGCCAUUAAUGGAUUUUGCUUUAUCUAUUGAUGCAAAUUUACCAUUAAAUUUACCCGAUCGACUCGAUCAUUUGGUAAAAAUUGUCAAACAAGCAUUUGAAGUCGAUAUAGAACCACAUAGGAUGUUCGAUAUGUUAUCUAUGUUAAAACAACCAUCAGCUGAUGGAAAAAAUCUCUUGCAACAUAACAAAAAUGUUGAACAUGAAUUGAAUAAAUACGUAUCGAAUAUUGAUAAUUUAUGUGAUUUUCCACAUUCAACUGCUUUUUGUUUGACAUUUACAUUAGAACCGAAAUCUGAUCGAUGUCCACAAUGUCAAAAAUCUCUCUCUUCUUCGUCGAAAUUCAGGACUGUGACACUUUAUUUGGCAGAUGGACGCUCGAAAAAAGCGACCGUUGUUAGUUAUGAAUGCAAAUCGAACCAGUGUUCAUUAGAAAUAUUUCCGAAUUUCAUUCGUAAUUUGUCUGAUAAUGAACAAUAUUGUUUUACUAACCAAGAAUUCUUAUCAAGUGGAAAAUAUGUUUAUUUAGGUGGUCAAACAGCAUUUGAGUGUUUGCUUUUAAAGCAAUAUGCUUGUUUAUUAAGUAAUGGUCACGUUGCAUUUGAUUCGUUUACUCGUGCAUUCAAUGAAUUAAUUGAUGAUUCUCAUAUUCCGCUAGAGAGAAGACUAUUUGAACGAAUAUUUAUUAUUUAUGAAAUUAUACAAUUCCAAUUGUUUAUGGGAACUGGUGAAAAAUUUCUCAAUCAAUGUUGUGCCUUUUUCCCAAGCAAUAUUUCCACAGAUAUAGAUAAUUUUAUCAUGGUGAAUUAUGAUCGUUUUUACAAAAAAUUCGUACAAUUUUGGUCGUCACAUAACACUUUUUACCCGUGUAAAUCAGUAAAAGAAGUUGAUAAUGAGUAUGACUUAUGUUCAGCAGCUGUAAUUUGUGAUGGACAUAUGAAAAUCAGAAGACGAUUAUGUGCGAAUCCAAAUAUUGCGUUGUCUUUACCAGAACAUUUUGUUUAUUUGUUUAAACCAUUGAUAGUUGGGUGCAGUCAUACACCAAAUCCAAAGGAAAAAUUAUGUACACAAUGUAAAAAUAACAAUUUAGCGAAAGAAGCGUCAACAUCAUGUUUCGCAUCUGAAAAAAAACAAUCACAAAAACAAAGUCGGAGCCUUUGGAAAAUAAUUAUGGCAAUGAUAUGGCAGGAGUUAGUACAAAAAAAAUUAACGUCUGAAUUUAGAAUCCACAUCAAAAACAAUGCAGAUAAUGAGAAACAUUUUUGGAAAACAUGA
This is a messenger RNA of Rotaria socialis, 1347 nucleotides long. Lineage: Eukaryota; Metazoa; Rotifera; Eurotatoria; Philodinida; Philodinidae. The record is from the annotation of a GenBank genome assembly.